This is a messenger RNA of Lampris incognitus (smalleye Pacific opah), 1368 nucleotides long. RefSeq names its product neuronal pentraxin 2a (gene nptx2a). Lineage: Eukaryota; Metazoa; Chordata; Actinopteri; Lampriformes; Lampridae. The transcript is spliced from 5 exons. The coding region runs from base 1 to 1368 and encodes 455 amino acids. The record is from RefSeq and is a predicted model, not a curated record.
AUGCUGGCGUUUACCGUCGGACUCCUCUACCUGGUCGGCGGACGCACGCUGCGCGCACAGGAUGCCACAGGUAGCCGCUUCGUCUGCAACGCCAUCCCGCCCGGCGCGGAGCCCGGCUGCGGGUACGGCCCCGCCGGCAACCGCGUCCAAAGCGGCGGCGGCGGCGGCAGCAGCCCGGCGGAGGACGAGCUGCGCAACACCAUCAUCCAGCUGCGGGAGACCAUUCUGCAGCAGAAGGAGACCAUCGUGAGCCAGCAGGGCACCAUCAAGGAGCUCAACUCCAAGCUCGCCCGCUGCGAGGCGGCCGCCGACGAGUCGCCGCCGCAGGGCAAGUCCCGGGGUCAGGGCUCCAGGCGGAAGGAGUACGGCAAAAACACCAUGGGAGACCUACCCCGGGACCCCGGCGAGACCAUAGACCAGCUGGGCAAGACCAUGCAGAGCCUCAAGGGUCGACUGGAGAGCUUGGAGCAGCAGCAGCUGCGCCUCCCCAGCACGAACGUGUCGACCGGGGGCAUCCCGGCCCUCGCCCCUCUGCCGACAGAGCUGCGUGAGCUGCUGCGGCAGCGUCUGGGGGCGCUAGAGAGCCAGCUCCUCCGGAAGGUGGCUGAGCUGGAGGAGGAGAAAAGCCAGUUAUACAACGAGACAGCAGCUCACCGCCAGCGUACCGAGAACACGCUCAACUCCCUCCUGGAAAGGAUCACCGAGCUGGAGAAAAAUAAUAACGCAUUCAAGUCACCGGAGGAUUUCAAGGUGUCCCUGCCCCUUCGCACCAAUUACUUGUAUGGCCGCAUAAAAAAGAGUCUGCCGGAGAUGUACGCCUUCACCGUGUGCAUGUGGCUCAAGUCCAGCGCCAGCCCCGGCAUAGGGACCCCUUUCUCGUACGGCGUGCCAGGCCAGGCCAACGAGAUAGUGCUCAUCGAAUGGGGGAACAACCCCAUCGAGCUGCUCGUGAACGAUAAGGUGGCCCAGUUGCCGCUAUCUGUAAGUGACGGGCGCUGGCACCACAUCUGCAUCACCUGGACAACUAGGGAUGGCUUCUGGGAAGCCUACCAGGACGGGGAGCGUCUGGGCACAGGUGACAACCUAGCCCCCUGGCACCCAAUUAAACCUGGAGGGGUGAUCAUCCUCGGGCAAGAGCAGGACAUAGUAGGAGGCCGCUUCGAUGCCACCCAGGCUUUUGUGGGUGAGCUGAGCCAGUUCAACAUGUGGGACCGGGUACUGCGACCAGUGGACAUCAUGGGCAUGGCCAACUGCUCCGCUUACAUGCCCGGCAAUGUGAUUCCUUGGAUCGAUGCUAAUGUGGAAGUGUUGGGUGGUGCAACUAAAGCUGCUCUGGAGAUCUGCGAGGAUCGCGCCUUCGAUUCCUAA